Messenger RNA from Capsicum annuum, 543 nucleotides. RefSeq lists its product as uncharacterized. Gene Ontology annotation, cellular component: nucleus. The transcript is spliced from 2 exons. NCBI's taxonomy places the organism in Eukaryota, Viridiplantae, Streptophyta, Magnoliopsida, Solanales, Solanaceae. Gene Ontology annotation, biological process: chromatin remodeling. Bases 1 to 543 code for a protein of 180 amino acids. The record is from RefSeq and is a predicted model, not a curated record.
AUGAAUAACAAGAUAAUGAUGAUGAUGAUUAUGCUAGUCGCUGGAGGGCAUACAUUGAAUAUUAUUGGUGCGUAUGCUCCACAAAAAGGCUUGGAUGAGGAGGUCAAAAAGCUCUUUUGGGAUGAUUUGGAUAAGGUUGUGAGAAGAAUACCUGACAUCGAGAAGAUUUUCAUUGGUGGGGAUUUCAAUGGACAUAUUGGAGCAACUUCUAGUGAUUUUGAUAGGGUUCAUGGUGGCUUUUAUUUUGGGGAUAGAAAUGGUGACGGAACCUUACUCCUUGACUUUUCUAAGGCCUUCAAGAUGAGGAUCAAUGGGGAUGCAGAUAGUAUAUUGGAGAAGACAACUAGUUGCAUUAGUGAGACAGCUAGAGAUGUGCUUGGGUUGUUGAGGGGAAAGUUCGGUGGCUGUCCAGUGGAUUGGUGGUGGAAUGGAGAAUUUCAAGGCAAAGUGGAAGCUAAGAAGGCAGCCUAUAAGAAUUGGGUGGAAUGGAGGGAUGUGGAAGAGAGAGGACGAAUAAGGAGAUCAAUAAGGCAGCUAGGAUAA